ACUUUGAUUUUUUUGUCUUUCCAUCUCUUGUUAACUGUACCUUUCUUUAUGAGACGAAAAGUGAAAAAUAAGGUUGAUCAACAUUUUUUUAUCGUGUUUUAAGUUUUAGCCGAAAAGUGACUGGAAAUUGGUUUAUAAAAAAAAGGUGAAGGUAAUAAGGUUGAUUUAACUUGCUCUAAUUAAUAAACUGGUAGGAAUUGUUUCUCAAAGGAAUCGAUGACCCUGUUUAUGGAUAGAAGCCAGACAAAGGAUUGCAUUGUUUUCACUCUACUCUUUACCUGCUGCUAAUGAUAAAUGUUUGGAUUCUGUACAAAGACUACUCUGGAACUUUUGGGAAUCCAACUGACUUUUCAAAGGAUUCCACAGAGAUACAUCCAUGUAUAUCCAUCACUGUUUAUUAAAUAGUGGUUAAAGAGGUUUAGCGGUUAGUUUAGCUUCUACACUCUCUGGACUUUAAGAUAAAUUAUUUGGUUCGUUAACUUUAUCUCGUUCAUCAUGUUCUGUGUCAGAAAUUUCCACAUGAGAUUAAGUAAAGCGUGAUCAAAAUCAUCAUAACUUUAGUGUCAGAAACAAAUGUAGAAAUGUAUUUUUCUAAAUACCGAGUUUUCAGAAAGCUCAUUUGCUAUUUAAGAUGAAGUUCUUAGGAAAGGAUUUAGUAUUAGCAAAAUAUCAGAAACUUCAUACAGCUGAAUUCACUUUAUGUUUUCCACUCUAUACUUUCAUUGAUUAUCUUGUUGUUAUUACUUUAACUUUGAUACACAUUAACCAUCAUCAUGAUAAUCAUGCAAAGUAUUCUGUUUAUUUUCUUUACCACUUAAACCAUGCAGCAAAAGCUUCAUGUAAAACUGGUUCAAUCCGUUUUUUUUAUUUUAUGAUUUAAUUUACUAUUUUAAUUUUAAGACUAAAAUAUCUACAUCAUAACAAAACCCGAAAAGCGUUAGUAAUUAAGGGAUAAAAGUAUCAUUGAAAUUACUAUCAAUAUUAAGUCAUGUUGAAUAAUAAUAUAAUUUAUUUGAUUGGAUUGUCACUAAAAAGCAAAAACUAGUUGAAAAUGGGAAAAUAUUUUUAUUGGAAAUACUUAUUGUCGUUACUUCUCUCUUUUUUUGUUUAAAGAUUCAAAUUGAACAACAUUUUGGACUAUCUGUGAUUAAUAAUAGAUGGUAAUUGAAAUUGUUUACAGUGAAUAAAAGGAACCCAAAAAACAACCAGAUUAACCAGAAAAGAUAUUUAAUAGACAGGUAGAAAAAGUGCGAAAGAGAGGGAGAAAAAGAAAGAACUAGUUCCUCUUGUUUUAGGAAUUGAAGAGGUUAGAAAAGGUAAAAUAGCGCAAACGAGCAAAAGAAGCUACAGAAGAACAAGAAGAACAAGAAGAUGGUGAUGAUGAAGAAGAAGUGGAAGAUAGUACAGAAAGAGGAACCUGGACUAGGUAGGAAGAAGGUAAAGGGAGGGAUUUUGAUCUGGUAAAGAGAGAAAAGGAGAGAAGAGAGAGAGAGAAGAAAAGAUUAUUGAGUUUUUUAGGAAAAGUAGCCAACUCGGCAAAAGUUAUUGAGUCUAAUAGCAUUAGUCGCAAUUGAAACUAUUUCUAUACGAAUAUAAAUACUUUAUUAACUGGUUCUUUGGUUUGUCCGAUUUGUCAUUUGGCAACUUUGGGUUUCAACCUUUGACUCAUUAUACCACAGACAUAAGGUUAACUCAUGAGUUAACCUCAAGUUUACAUCUUUUCAUUGUGAAUAUUUUCUUAUUUGACAUUUCUUCUUUGCUUCUUUACUUUUUUUCCUGAUUCAACGACUUCUGUGUUUUUGUUGUGACCUUUCCUCUCUCUUGUUUUUUUGUGAUGAUUAACUGAUUAACUGUUCUUGUUUUCUUACUACUCGUUACAAUGACGUUAAAUUUUGAUUAUAGUGGUCAACAUCAAAUGACCUGGAAAUGUUUACAAAGUGAUUAUCAAUUUUGAAUUCUUUCAUUUUUUACUGCUGUUUUGUUUUCAUCUAUUGUAAAUUCACCUGUGAAAGGAUAAUUGGUAAUUUCGUUGUUGGUAGCUCAUAAUCUAGAAGUAUCUGUCAUAUUUUAUUACACUUUAAGUACCAAGAUAGACUGAGAAACCGUUUUAAAAAUGGGUAAAGAGCGCAGCUCAAAUGAUGGUACUACUCCAAUUUGUCGAUGUCGUGUAAUGUACUUAGGCUCAUCUGUUCCCCAUGCAACGAAAGAUGGUCUUCAAGGUAUCCAAGAGCCUUUGCGUGAUUUAUAUCCUGAAAGUGGCCUUGUUGAUUAUGGGUCAGCAGGCAUUGAUUCAUGGAUAAGUGUGUGGUCCAAUGGGAUUUUAAUUGAAAAUGUUGACGAUUCAGGACGUGAGGUGAAAAGAUUUUUCCCAAUUGAAUCUUUACACUAUUGUGCAGCAGUUCGAUAUGUUGUUAUACCUUCAAUUUCAGGCCAUAAUAAUACUAAUGGAAUAAUUCCCAAUACAGUGACAUCACCAACAGUUAACUCAUCUCAACAGCCAGCUACCACAUCAUCAUCUUCCGGUAAUUCAACCGGAAUAACAUCAUCCAAUAAUAUCAAUAAUCACGUAAACUCAUCAACCUUAAAUAAUGGUGAUGGUGAUAAAAAUUAUGAUAAAGUCGCCAAAUUUCUUCCUCUUGAUAGUCCAUUUCUUCGAGGUGCUGAUAAUGGUCAUCCACCUUUAUUUGCAUGCAUUUUACGUCGUACAACCGGCAUUAAAGUUCUUGAGUGUCACGCAUUUAUUUGUAAACGUGAGCCAGCAGCUAAUGCCUUAGUUCGCUGUUGUUUCCAUGCUUAUGCUGAUUCAAUGUAUGCCAAACAAAUAGAGGAAAAUCCUUACUCUCACAUUGGAUCUGGUGUGGGUGGUGCCGGAGGUGGAAGUCAUUUGACCUCUAAAAAGUCUAGGUCUGUUUCGGCUUUAGACACAGUCGAUAAAUCAGACAAUAACUGGAACGACUCUCAACCAACUCACUUAUCUCGUGAUCUGUUAGAAGAUUUACCGCCACCUCCACCUCCUCAUCAUGGUUUAGGAACAAAUGGCCAUAUUAAUCACCAUCCGGCUCCUUCUGAAAUUGGUGCCGGUUCUACGGUUAGUCAAUCACCAGAUGAAGAUAAUUAUAAAAUAACUUGGCCUCCCGGAGGUCCACCACCCUUAUCAAGUGGACAUUAUAUUAGGGAAGGUCCUAUCAAUACCAUGAGACCUGGUCUUGUUAAACCUCGUCCCAUGAUAAUUCAUAUGGGUCCACCACCUCCAGGAGGAGGAGGUGGACAACCAAUCCAUCCAGCCAUGUUAGCCGGUAAUCAUCCUCCUCCACCACCAUUUGGUAUACCAAUUGCUCUUAGUGAUCACCCACAUGCCGAUAAAAUUCUCAAACAUUCUUUGAAAAAGAAGAAAAAGAAAUCUAAAUCUAAAAUGAUUUUAAAUGGAAGUAGUUUACUCAUUGGACCUGGUCCAGGUCCUUUUCCGGUUCCAGUUAAUUUUGUUCAAGUGCCACAAAUGUCACCUCAGGGAUCUGGUCAUCAUCAUCUUAUGCAUCAUCCACCACCUCCACCAUCACACCAACAACAUCACCCUCAUAACACUAUUUAUGGACCUUUACCGGGACCACCAACAGGUGCUCCUCCUCCUCCUCCCGGUUCAACAGCAUAUUCAGUGAGAACACGAUUAAGGCGAGGACAUUCCUCUGGUGGACCAGCACCCGGUGAAUAUCCUUUAAUGUUUGCUGGUCCCGGAGAGGAACCAAUAUACAUACCACCAAUGAGACCAUUAACACCAUUAAGCAACUAUCAUGGUCACCAUCAUUCAAUGCAUCACCAGCAACAUCACUCACAUCACCCUCAUCAUCCUCACCACCAACAAACAGAAUCUCAUUAUGUUUCAUAUCCAGUUACUUAUGGAACUACACCAAGACGAGACAAGUACCGAAGUAAAGAUAAAAUCAAUGGAAAUAGUCGAUCAGUUAUAGGUAAUAGUAGUGGACCUAAUGGCGGUGGAAACGGUGGUGGAACCACAGGAGAGGAAACUGAAAGAGAUUCAUCACCAUCAGCAGUUGGAUUAUAUAAGAGAAAGGGUCAUCUCAAUGAGCGUGCCUUUUCUUACUCAAUUAGACAAGAACAUCGAUCAAGAUCAAAUAGUGUGGCUAAUUUAACAAUUGACGAUUCUCCAGGUAGACCAAUUGCCAAUGACUCUGGAGGAUCUGGUUCAUCUGGAGGAGAGAGGGGAGAUGAUGAACAUCUUCACAAUUAUCAUCAUCAUUCUCAUCACCAUUCUAAUCGCCAUUCACAUCACCAUGAUUCUAGACACGGCUCAUCUUCUGCUUUCGGUGAAAGAGAGAGGGAACGAUCAUCAGCUCAUUCCUCUGGUAAUUUUGAUCGCCACGGGACAACAAACGGUGGACACUAUAAUGGAUCAAGAGAUAGUUUUAUUGAUUACCGGGAAGUUGGCCGAGGAAAUGAGAUGUCAUCUCUAUCAGCAUCAAUGGCUAAUUUAAAUUUUAAUGGACACACAAGUAUGGAAUCAAAAAAUGUCCCUAAAACAGCAAGUAUCAAGAGAAGCUCUAAACAACGAAAUAGCCUUGGAAGUAAAGGAAUGCCAAUAGCACCACCUUUACCUCCACCAUCAUCUCAUGCGAUGAAUGGUAAAUCAAUGGACGCUAAAUCCAUGAGGAAAUUGUGAUAAACGAAAAAAAAUAAGUUAAACCUUAAAAUUGAACAAAACACUUCGCUUGGACCAACGAUAGAACCAGUUUGUUGUUGAUGAUCAACAAAAGAUGGAUAGUUUUAUUAGUAAACCAGCAAAAAGAUAGCGAUCAAGAGAAGCAACUCACAAAACUAUUAUCGGAAAUUAUUUGCAAUUAAAAGCUGUCAAAAAUUAAUACUUACCUGUUGAAAGUUAUCAUUUAAAUGAGAUUGUAUUUUUUUUAUAUCUUUAAUAUAAUUAUUUUUAUUUUUUAUAAUCAUUUCCAAGUAAUAUUAUGAGUAUUUUGAACUACUUAUUAUUAAUGAUUAAGCAUUUAUAAUUAAUUAUUUUUCAUCUUGUCUUGAUUGAUUAUUGAUUUGAAUUAUAAUUGACCACUAUUUUAUAACCAUUUA
Molecule: messenger RNA, 5091 nt
Organism: Tetranychus urticae (two-spotted spider mite)
Lineage: Eukaryota; Metazoa; Arthropoda; Arachnida; Trombidiformes; Tetranychidae
Source: RefSeq, a predicted model, not a curated record